Messenger RNA from Hydractinia symbiolongicarpus, 573 nucleotides. RefSeq lists its product as uncharacterized. The transcript is spliced from 2 exons. The record is from RefSeq and is a predicted model, not a curated record. NCBI's taxonomy places the organism in Eukaryota, Metazoa, Cnidaria, Hydrozoa, Anthoathecata, Hydractiniidae. The coding region runs from base 1 to 573 and encodes 190 amino acids.
AUGCCAGCAGGCUUGGGACUGGUAAGCCAUAAGAGUGUCCCAGAAAUUGGUACCCAUUCUUACCGCAAACUUGUAUCAGAUGGUGUGCAGGACAAUGAGGAAGAUAUCUAUUAUGCUCGAGCCGUUCAGCUUCAUGUCCAAGGUAACUGGACUAAAUGGUGCUCGUUUAUUAAAUACGAUCUUUCUUGGAAGAACCUACUGUCUCUGCCGCAAAGUUUAUCUUCGUUUUGCAUCGGCGCAACCUAUGACAGGCUUCUUUCUCCUACAAAUCUUGUCAAAUGGGGAACUCAAAGUGACAAAAGUUGCACCCUUUGCAAAAAACCCUCUUGUAACAUGUCCUACAUUUUAGGCGCUUGUAAAUUAGCCCUUCCACAAAGUAUAUUCACGUACCGCCACGAUACUGUUCUACGUGUGUUAGUGACAGCCAUUCAGAAGUUCUUGUCCGAUUAUGAGCCAGCAAAACCAUCUAGAUGUCAUAAAAUAUCCUUUGUUCCAGCUGGUAAACGUCUUCCCACCAAAAAGCGUUCAAAAAUUCAAGGAUCCUUAACCUGGCCACUGUAUUGUCUGACUUAA